AUGCGCCGAGUCGGUUGUCUCCGACUGUUCGUCGUUGCCCUCUUGUUGGCCUGGUGGGCCACUCAGCACUUUCGGGCAACGCAGCACGGCAAGGUCCAACUUGCAAGUGAGCCGAACCUGUUCAAGACCAAGGGUGGCGCCCUCUCUGCCUUCAGAUUCUUUGCUAGCUUCAGUUCCGACAGCGUCCUACUUUCUCGAAUUCGAGGCUCUGGCUUUCCAUCCCCGGCGCCAAGCAGCUUCCAACAGCCAUAUCAUGUCCAGUUCAAGGCCGCCCGUUGUUGCCUAGAGACCUUUCAACUGGUUGCUGUCCCUUCUUCGAACAAUAUCAUGUUGAUGGAAUUGCCAGGCUCGGACGUCCUCCGUCAUGGCCUACUUCCAGGAGCCUUCUUUCUAGGCAGCUACUCUGCUGGUCAUCACCGCACAGCUUGUGAUAGCCCAGGGCCGGUAUACACUUGCUUGGUGAUGAUCGCAUGGUCAGUUUCCCCCAGAUGCAAAUCUUCCGUCCUUUCCUCUCCUCUGUUUGUCGUCAAGGCCCGCAUUCUGACCACCACCGCAACACAGAACCGCAGAUUCUCGUCCAUGGGCGAAACCUACAGCUGUUCCCGUUACAGUCCCGCCCCUGUUAACCGGGGGCGCGGCACCUCCUUCGACACCACCUACAGAAGUCAUGUGCCUAGCACCGUCUUCGCACACACUUCAACCUUUGGCCGAGAGUCAGCAUGACAAACAACCACCUUGAUCGGUCCUUGAGCGCCUCGCAGUCAUGUCCAUGCCACCUGCAUUCAACAUCAAUACCUACCUCUAUCAUCAAUACCUAACAACAUCAACAACAUCAUCGAUAACACCAUCC
This is a messenger RNA of Neurospora tetraspora, 850 nucleotides long. RefSeq lists its product as uncharacterized. The transcript is spliced from 3 exons. Bases 1 to 723 code for a protein of 240 amino acids. The record is from RefSeq and is a predicted model, not a curated record. NCBI's taxonomy places the organism in Eukaryota, Fungi, Ascomycota, Sordariomycetes, Sordariales, Sordariaceae.